Messenger RNA from Rhopilema esculentum, 4284 nucleotides. RefSeq lists its product as uncharacterized. The record is from RefSeq and is a predicted model, not a curated record. Lineage: Eukaryota; Metazoa; Cnidaria; Scyphozoa; Rhizostomeae; Rhizostomatidae.
AAAUAUUUGUUGUGGUUUAGUAACAGCAGCAAGUGUUGGAUCGAAUCGAUUCUUGAAGUCUGGUAACGAGAGUCGAAGCUAGAGGACGCGGGGAAAGCUCGAAUUGCGCCAAGGAAGUAGAUUUUCAGGGCUUGCCAUCUUAAAAGGGAUUCCUGUUUCAAAUUUUGUGCAUUUUCAGUUGAUGGUAGUAUGGCUGCAGCUCUUGAUGCUUGUGAGAAGGAUCUGCAAAUCUUGCUUGUAAAGAUAGACAAUGUGAAAAGUUUCUUGUUGGAUGCAGUCAAUGCAGUCAAGAAGGCCAAAUCAUCUAUAAAUGAGCUGCCACCAGCAGUUAUUCAAAAUGAAGAUGUCAACAAAGUCUUUGCAGCAAUUACAGAGCAGAUGCAGUUUCUUAUGACAGUCCAAGCUCCUACAGAGGAAACCCUGAUAGAAGAGAAAACUGUGCAUGCUGCAGAGGAAGUCAGGCAAAAUGAGGAAACAGUGGAGGAAGUCAGACAAAAAGAGGAAACAGUUGAAGAAAACAGACAAGAGGAAACAGAGGAAACCAGACAAAAAGAGGGAAUAGAGAAGGAAUGCAUACAAAAAGAGGGAACAGUGGAGGAAAUCAGACAAGAGGAAACAGAGGAAACCAGACAAAAAGAGGAAACAGUGGAGGAAGUCAGACAAGAGGAAACAGAGGAAACCAGACAAAAAGAGGGAAUAGAGAAGACAUGCAUACAAAAAGAAGGAACAUUGGAAGAAGUCAAACAAAAAGAGGAAACAGUGGAGGAAGUCAGACAAAAAGUGGGAAUAGAGAAGGAAAGCAGACAAAAAGAGGAAGCAGAGGAAAGCAAGGAAAAUGAAGCAGCACCGUUAACUGACGACAGCAAUGCGCCUAUUGCAGAGGGAUCGAUAGAAGAGAGUCAGACAGACUCCCAGGAAACAGAAAUGAAGGGAGUAAAACAGACCAGUGAAGAAGCUGAUUUGAAGCAGCAAUCCGAAGAAUCGCUAGAAACACUUAAACCCUGGACAGAGAGAGGAGAACUAUACAUGCGAGUAACGAGUCCUCUGCUAAAGGACGGAACCUUUUGGUGUGUUCAAGAGUAUGGUGUUAAUGUUGAACUUUUGAAUACCAUCUCUCAAAAGCUAAGAAUGGAAACUAUGCACAAUAGAGAUCUAUGGAAAUGUGAUGUUCGCAACAAGGAUCAGGUAUUUUGCGUUCUUUCCAAGGUGCACAAUAUGUGGCUUAGAGCUAUCAUCGAGAAAGAAUUGUCAGAGUCUGAUGUCGUAUUACGCUACAUUGAUACUGGCAAGACAGAAAAAGUGCAGAAAAGCAGAUUAAACCGUUUGCCUGACAACCUUAAAGACAUCCAGCCACUUACCCUUCGUUGCUGCUUCACGAGAGAUCCAAUUAAAGUUCCAUAUGAGGUUAAAUGGACAUUUAAAGAUAUAACUGACAAGCAUACACUGGCUUUGAAUGUCGAGGACGAAGUUCGUGGUUCAUGCCUGCCCCGGUAUAUCGUGUCGCUGAAAAGAAACGAGGAAAAUGCAGAGGAUAUUAAAGAUAUCAUUUGCAAAGAAUUGAAAGAAAGUGGGAGACAAAAGGUUUCUACUCUGCUAAGCCAAGAUGUUAGGCUUUAUGGAGAAAACUCAAAUCAGAAAGAUAAAAUCGCGGUUAUUAGAGAUGUGCAUCGCUCGGAUAACAAGAACGAAGAGAAAAAGCAAGACUCGGAUACAGAGAAGGAAAUGCUCGAUAAAGUGGAAGGAGAAACUGAAUCAAGAGAGGAAGUCGAAAAUGGUCAGUCAGAGGCGACACAAAAAUUAGGCGGAGAAAAGAAAGGAGAACCAGAAAUCAUCGUCGGAAUGGAAAAUACCGAGAAAGGAGACUUGAAGACAGCAGAAAAGAAGGAAGGAACAGAGAAAAAGAAAUUAAAGGAAGUGGACAAAAUCGACGUUAAUGUUAGUGGCUCGUUAGAAGGAUUAUCCUGGGGAGAUCUUUGCAAAACACCGGACGCAAACAAUCAAGAAGAGAAAACAUUUUUGCCGGUGGAUGACUUCGAAUCUAUUUCAGAUGGCGAAAGAAAAUCACCAAUUGGAGGCGAGAAAUUGGCAGUCAGUGGAUCGAAACCAGGAAUCGACGAGGCAAAGCCUGAUUCAAGUGCUGGGCUUAAUGAAACUCGUCACCAUGUGGAAUCUACAGGGGUUUUAAAGGAAGAAGAAAAAUUGCAAAAUGAAGAUAAACUUGUUGUAAGCAUGCAGUCUGCCGAUGUAGGUAAUGAGAAGAUUGAAGAGAGUUAUGAGUCGGGUGGUAUUGGAAGUGCGGUAGAUGGAUCAUUAAAAGGCAGGGAAGAGGAACAUGAAAUUCCAAAAGCUGAUUCUACUGAGAUAGACAUGGUACGCCGGUCAGAAGAAGUGAUCAAAGAAAGACUGCGCGCUGUUUGCCAAAAGUCAAGCUCUACAACAACAGAAGUUGCGGAGGAGAAAAACCUUUCUGGAAUUAACGAGACGGAAAUAUAUCAGAAAAAUGUUAGCAAACAAACUGGAGAUUCGAGAAAAGUAUCAGAUUCUGCAAAAAGUGAUGGAGGUGUUGGUUAUACGCUGAUCAGAGGUGAAGAUGUACCAAAAAAGCGUGAAGCAAAAAGUGAAUCCGACAGUUAUACUAACCAAGGAGGACGGGAUGUAGAUAAUGUUAAAAACCCGACCAAUCGGACUGUUUCGAAUAAAGGCUUUGAUAAAAGGACGGACCAUGGUUUUGGUAAUAAAAUUGACCGGAGAAGACGCACUCGUGAAAUCGUUGAAAAAGAAGACUUAUUCACUCAGUCAGAGAGUGACAGAAACAACUGGUUGAAAAAUCUUGACCGUGGCUUGCGCCAUGCGGUAUUCGAUAGCCACAAUACACGGUACUUUGUCAAGCUAUAUGAUAGUAGAUUUAUCGAGGAUGCAUACAGAACAAGUCGAUUUCAAAAUUUUAUUUUUACUGAUUUUAACAAUGCUCUUGAGAAUAUCAGAAAAAAGCCGGUGGUGCUUUUUAUAUUACGAAGAGCCGCUGACGAUACCAAGCGUUUAUGUGCUGUUGCCCUCGUCACUUCUUGUGCUUAUAGAUUCCCUGUUCCUGGUAAGGGCGGUAGCCGUAAAGAAAUGGAACUUUUCGAUGUGGAUUUCCUUUGCAAAGCGGCUAUGCGUACCAAAUGGCUCCACUCGCAGCGCGGAGUAGAAGAAAUCGAGAGAGAAAAGGCCGUUAAAAUUGUAGAGCAGUACAGAGCUGCUAUACAACAGGGAAAUGUGGAAAAGUUGCUGGACGAAUGGCAUACAAAGAGGGAGCAAACUGCACCACGUUUUGCAGGCCAGGCAUCGCAUGCUCGGUUGUGGAAGCCACAUCAAGAAAAGGAGCACGAAAGCAAACGAAUGCCAGAAAGAGAUGCAAUGAAAACCGGACGAUCAUUGAAUGGCCACGCACACAAGGAACAUGUCGACCAGAAUGAGAGAGAUGUGCCAUUGUCUCUAAAAGCAGGCGGUGAACAGUCUAGGGAUGAGCAAGAAGCAAGCUCAAACUUUCUAACCGAGCCAACUGAGCUCUGGUCUCCAACCCCACUGACAGAAAAACAAUUAUGGACACUAGAUGGACCUGUUGAAAAGAAAAAUCCUGGUGGGAAGGACGAUGCUCAAAAUGACGGCGAUGGUCGUGACGCACCCGCGGCUAAUCAGCAGCUCUCUCAUCAACUACCAGGUACAUUCCACGGUCAACAGCAACCGUUUACACAGCAACAACAGCUUCAAUAUGUCUAUCAACUUCAGCAACAAGAACUGCUGCAUCAACAACAUUUGCAACAACAGCAACAGCAACAACAACAACAACCGUUUCCUCAGCAACAACAAACACAAUCACAGCCUCAGGAACAGAAUAUGCAACAACAACAACACCAACAUCAACCACCCUCUGUCAACUUCAAUCGCCAGUAUUCUGAAGAAGAAAAACUCUACAUGUACCAGCAACAACGGAUGCUACAAUUUAUGCUCUUCCAGCAACAACAACAACAACAACUGCAGCAGCAAGAACAACAACUCUACCAGCAAGAUCCAAAUGGACCUGGAUUCAAUUCUUUUGGCCACCCGACCCCUUUUAUCCAUCAGAGUGAGAACUGGGAUUUAGAAAUCCAUGGAGAGACAGGUUCUGGCAUGCAAAAUCACACUACUGUCCAGUCAGCUAAUGCAAGCUCUUUCACUGGUAGCGUGAACGACCUGGGAUCUGAUGACGAGGCUGAAAGAGAUCUUAGACGAGAACGAGACGUGUUUGAUCUUGUCGAUUAG